Rotaria sordida is the source of this 870-nucleotide messenger RNA. The record is from the annotation of a GenBank genome assembly. NCBI's taxonomy places the organism in Eukaryota, Metazoa, Rotifera, Eurotatoria, Philodinida, Philodinidae.
AUGAUCCGUAAAUAUGAUAAAUACACAUGUCAAUUCAAGCACAAUGUGCUUCAAGAAUAUCGUCCUGAAAUUUACAGUUAUGAAUUUAAAGCAUUAGCUAAACGUUUUAAGAUUAAAGGUGGUCAUAAACUUAUUAUGAGUUGGUACCGUCGAUGGAAUGGUGAUGUUGAUUCUUUAAAGCCAACAUCUAAAGGUUGUCGAUCACGUACAAUGACACGAAAACAAGUUAGACAUCACAUUUUAGAAUUUGUCGAAUCAAUGAAUAACAAACAUGUAGCUGUUGAUUAUAAUGUGGUUCAGGCACAUAUUGAAUCUGUGCUGAAGCGAAAAGUACCGAUACGUACAAUCAGACGAUAUGCUGACAAUAGCUUUUGGGAAAAUAUUGGUCGAUUUAGAAGGUCAUUACAACGAAUAAACAAUGAUCGAUUGAUCUUUAUUGAUGAAACAGCUAUAUAUUCUAUUAUAAUUCAUCAUAAAACUCUUGUUACUCCUGGUGAACAACCAUUAAUUCUAGUUACACAACCUUCAGCAUAUGCAAAACGAUAUAAUUUUGUUGGUGCUAUUAAUGGUUCUCAAUCGAUUGCAUGUAUGACAUUGACUCCAGAAGAUCGUAACAACUGGCGAAUCAAAGGGAUUAGACAAUGGGUGAUAAAUAAAUGGAUUACUGAUGCAUUAGCACCAGUAAUCAAUCGCUUAAAUAUUGACAACACUUAUCUUAUAUGUGAUAAAAGUAGAGCUCAUAACGAAGCAAAUAUGAUUCAAGCAUUACGAGCUGGUAAACGUAAAUCGGUUAAAAAGAUUUUAUAUAUGUCAACAGCAUCCGCAAAAUACGUUUUACCAGUAGAUGAUUCACUGUGGUACUCUUUUUAA